This is a messenger RNA of Gloeophyllum trabeum ATCC 11539, 2670 nucleotides long. RefSeq lists its product as uncharacterized. The transcript is spliced from 3 exons. Gene Ontology annotation, molecular function: DNA-binding transcription factor activity, RNA polymerase II-specific; RNA polymerase II cis-regulatory region sequence-specific DNA binding. The record is from RefSeq and is a predicted model, not a curated record. The coding region runs from base 1 to 2190 and encodes 729 amino acids. Lineage: Eukaryota; Fungi; Basidiomycota; Agaricomycetes; Gloeophyllales; Gloeophyllaceae. Gene Ontology annotation, biological process: regulation of transcription by RNA polymerase II.
AUGGACGGCGUCGACAACACCGACACUACCGCCCGCAUCGUCACCGACAGCGACCACGCACACCCCAAGCAGGAGCCCGCCGACUCGCCCGCCUCCGCGUCCCCCACGUCGUCCGACAUGGCCGCCGCCGUCGCCGCUCAGCCGCUCGUCCCCGGCGCAAACGCCGUCCAGCCAGGGACAGGAGUCAACAAGCGCUACCGCCCCGCCCCCGCCAAGACCUUCCAGUGCAGGGGCUUUGGCGACUGUCGCAUGGUCUUCAGUCGGAGCGAGCAUCUGGCACGGCAUAUCAGGAAACACACCGGCGAGCGUCCGUUUACCUGCCACUGCGGCAAGCAGUUCUCGCGGCUCGACAAUCUCCGCCAGCAUGCGCAGACCGUGCACGCCGACAAGCAGGAGGAGAACGAGCGCAUGAUGAAGGACCUCGCCUCGCUGCAUGCGUCCAUGUCUGCCAGCAACAGGACGGGGAGCAGUCGGGGCAAGCGCGCGCAGGCCGCGGCCGCUGCUGCCUCUUCCGCACACCAGUCCGACGGGCUCGUCAAGUCCGAGGUGCAGUCCAUUCCGAUGCAUCCGCGCCCUGGCACCAGCACCGGGUACGAGGGGACCGGCCCCGACCAUCCCAGCAUUCUCUACCACAACGCGGCCUCGUGGCAAGUCCCCUCUUCCAGCGUCGGCGGCGGCGGCGUCGACCGGACCAAUAUACGGUCGUCCAGCCAUUCCUUUCGUGGCCCCGGCCAGUCCUUUCGUGCCCCUACAUCGACCGCUUCAUCCUCAGCUUUCGGCAGCCACCGUCAGCAGCAGCAGCAACAACAGUACCAGCAGCCACUCGCCCAUUCCUUUCUCCCCCUCUCCACCGGACCAUCAUUCAGCUUCGGUCUCCCCGACCUCCCAGCGGGGGAUGCCCGCCCCGGAUCCAGCACUAGUCGCCCACCCACUUCGGGCGGCGGCCCAAAUGAUGGUGCCCCAAGAUCGCUCCCGCCCCUCGCUGCAGUCGUCUCCUCUGCCUUCGCCUCACAGCCACCCCCCGCAAGCCUCUCACAGUCAACCACCCGCCCACUCGUCCAGGCACAGCUCCAGCAGCGUAUUACAACCCAGUCCGCCCUAUAUACGAUGGAGGCGUUGGAUUGGUCGGUGCUCGCCCAGAACUAUCCCUACCAGGCCUUGGACGCGGCCCAGCAACACCAGGUGGCGGCAGCCUGGCAGCAGCAGCAGCAGCAGCAGCAGCAGCAAACGCAGCAGCAGCCGCAGCAUCAUCAUCCACUCCCGGCUUCCCCGGCGGCCUCGGAAUCAGCGACGAUUCACCAUUUUCGUUCCACCCUCCAGCCCUCGCCGACGCACAGCCACCAUUCGGAGCCUAUCCUCCCUCACCACCGUCAGCCGCAGGCAACAACCCUCGCAAACGGCCUUUCCCAGGAUCAUACGAUGAUGAUGGCCCGCGUGAGCGCAGAGAGCCUGCUGGCGGCAGCGGCGAGUACGAGUACGAGUACGAGUCGGAAUCCAGACCUCAGUCUCGACGGCUCUCCGUCAUGGAACUCUGCAAUGACACAGAUGCAAGCCCAAGAGCUGGAGCAGUUCUACGGCCAGUAUCAGCAGCAGGUCCCGCCUACGCAUCAGGUUUCGGACCAGCAGCAGCAACAACAGCAGCAGCAGAGCCUCCCCGCCCAGACACCUCAUCCGGGCUCGUCUCAUUCGCUUCCGCCCUCGCGCUCCACGAUUCCAGCCCACCACUACUCCCAAGAGCUUCACCGGCAGCAGCAGGCGCAGCUUAUGGCGGCGCGCGAACGCCAGCGGCAGAGGGAGAACGAGGAGCAGGCGCGCAGGAAUUCGGAGGAGGCCGAGUAUCUCCAUAUGCAGCAGCAGCAGCAGCUCGCCGCUUCGUAUCGGCAGCAGCAGCAGCAGCAGCAGCAGCAGCUUCAGGCCCAGGCCCAGGCCCAGCAGCGGCAGUACUUUCAGCUGCAAGAUCCCCCUCGGCCUCUCCACCACUAUCCGCCGGCGGCGCAUCAUCAGCAGCUUCAUCCCGCAGCCCACGAUCACCUCCCUUCGCCGCAGCUGUUCAGUCAGCAGCAUGACCACCACCACCAGCAACAGCACUAUUUCGACGGCCUCCCCGACGGGCUCGGCAGCCUCAGCCCGGCCUCGGUGAUGAAGUUCGAGGACGGGCCCCUCCACACCCCACCCUUGCCGUUGGAAUAGGAUACUGGCGGGAAGGCGAGCCGCAGCUAGUCUCUGCGUGGUGAGCCUUCUCGCCAGCUGAUGUUAAAAAGUCUGUCUUUUCCCCCUCUGGGCUCUGGGCUCCCUGUGUGUCUAUGCUCUCGAUCGGGUCGGUGUUCUGCGACGUCAGUGAAGGUGCCUUUUCGUUCAAAUCUCUUUGGGAUCAGCAUAGUCCAUCCUGUUUGUUUAUUUUUUCUCUGCGGUCUUGUUCUUCCCUGGGACGGACGGACGGCCUCAUACAAUUCUUAUAUAUCACAGUGCAAAAAUCGGCUCGUAUCUUAUUGUUGUCACCGCUAACGCUCUGUCUGCAUAUAGUGUACCAUCUACUAGUUUUCCCUUUGGCUUCUGUAAUAUCGACCGGGUAGACGCCGCUCGUCGCUCGUAUACCGUAGUAUCUGUGUAGCUGGCUCGCGCGUUGUAUAUAUACACGAGAACGACGCCAAUGUCAUCCACAUCCGCUCU